AUGUCAGCUCCUAUCAAUAAGGAAAAGGUUCAAGAACAAGAACAAGAGAUCCACAAGAUCAGAAUUACCUUAACUUCUACCAAGGUCAAGCAAUUAGAAAAGGUGUCUAACAACAUCAUUACCAAUGCUGCUCAAAAUGACAUUGUCAAGAAGGGUCCUGUCAGAAUGCCAACUAAGGUUUUAAAGAUCAACACCAGAAAGGCACCAAAUGGUGAAGGUUCCAAGACUUAUGAUACCUUUGAGAUGAGAAUUCAUAAGCGUAUCAUUGACUUGCAAGCUCCAGCAUCUAUCGUUAAGAAGAUCACCCAGAUCACUAUCGAACCAGGUGUAGAUGUUGAAGUCACUAUCGCUGCUUAA
Messenger RNA from Priceomyces carsonii, 357 nucleotides. RefSeq names its product 40S ribosomal protein uS10 (gene RPS20). NCBI's taxonomy places the organism in Eukaryota, Fungi, Ascomycota, Pichiomycetes, Serinales, Debaryomycetaceae. Gene Ontology annotation, cellular component: ribosome; cytosolic small ribosomal subunit. The record is from RefSeq and is a predicted model, not a curated record. Gene Ontology annotation, biological process: translation. The coding region runs from base 1 to 357 and encodes 118 amino acids. Gene Ontology annotation, molecular function: RNA binding; structural constituent of ribosome. The transcript has a single exon.